CGAACUACCGUUGCGGUUGUUAUUGAACCGAAAAAUACGACUGUAUUUCGUUAUCAGAACAGGCCCGUUUCUUACGGACAUUUUGAACUGUACUUUUAUAGCAUCUUAGAGGCACAAAAACUUGCUUCAUUCUUUGUGGAAAAACAAUCUGAAUGUCCAUUCGAAUGCGUCAAUGAUCUGAAAUGUUAUUCGUGCAACAUAGCUGUUUAUCCUGUUUCGAAAGGACACCUUUGCGAACUACUGACCACGGACAAGUACAGGGCAAAAGCGAAGUUUCACGCUAAUGCCUCAUUUCAUCAUUACAGUCUUUUGGUGAGUUCAGUUACCUGAUUUCACGUAACACUAUCGCUCUUUUUGUUAUUUUUACUAUGUAAGGCACACUUAAGUUCGAUAAUCUUUCGCUUCCUUGAAACAAAAAUACAAAUGAUCAAAAAAUAAAUAUUUGUCUUAAGUUCAAAACCCUGAUUUUCAAUAUGAUGUUAGUUCAAUGCGAAAAUAGUAAGGUGGCGUGAAUCUGUAUUGAUUAUUUUGUGGUACCGUUUUGUAAAAUAAACUUGAAAAAUGAAGAACUAAGCCGCCCAUGGAAUAACUGCAAAAACACUCAUUUUAUUUGUAAUCGGCCACUCUGUUAAAAAUCACUGAAGGGUUUUCCGACUAUAUCCGUUUUUUUUUUUCUGAUUGUUCAAUAACGUAAAUGUCUUUGCUUAGGGCGAUUUGUGUUGAAAAAAAAAUGUCAUGUUUAUAUUUUGAUAUGUUUAGUUUUUAGUGAAAAUACUUGUUGUUUUCUUCGGCAUUUUAUCGACUCACAGCAUGACUGAGCCUUAAGUAAUUUUCUUUAUUCAUAGAAGCAGAAAGAAAUCAUGUUUAUAAUUGAGCUGAUGGAGAUCAACAUCAUAUCUCGGACUAAUUGCUUUGCCUUGGAGAGUCUGAGUGCUGUUUAAGCCAUCAUCCUUAAAACGGCCAAAGCGUUUAGUUCUUGGCGUAAGAUUGGAAGACAUUUUCGCCGUUGGUCUUGUAAAAAGUACUCCGCGAAAGACAACACUGUGUCAUUUUGAAAGCGGCACCAUCGAUCGCUUUUUUAGCGUGGCUUUAGGUAAAGGAUGUUGCAGAGUACAUCGGCCUCAUUCCAAGAAUAAACUCGCCCGAAGUUAUCGAGUUGAACUAUUAUCUUAUUUAAUUUGCAAACGUAAAUUUGUGUACUUACUGAUAUCUCUUCCCAUAAAACAGUAUUUUUUAACCUGGUUGCUUUUCUUCCUAAUUCAGACCCCUUGCAGACAAAAGCCUUGUGGGGACAAUGGUGACUGUUUCCCUGACUUUCGCCUUAACACUUACAGCUGCAAAUGUCAUCCGGGUUUUGCUGGAAUUUACUGUGAACGACGAGGUAACAAAUGA
Molecule: messenger RNA, 1392 nt
Organism: Porites lobata
Lineage: Eukaryota; Metazoa; Cnidaria; Anthozoa; Scleractinia; Poritidae
Source: the annotation of a GenBank genome assembly